This is a messenger RNA of Trametes versicolor FP-101664 SS1, 324 nucleotides long. RefSeq lists its product as uncharacterized. Gene Ontology annotation, cellular component: mitochondrion. The record is from RefSeq and is a predicted model, not a curated record. Gene Ontology annotation, biological process: mitochondrial respiratory chain complex II assembly. The transcript is spliced from 2 exons. The coding region runs from base 1 to 324 and encodes 107 amino acids. NCBI's taxonomy places the organism in Eukaryota, Fungi, Basidiomycota, Agaricomycetes, Polyporales, Polyporaceae.
AUGUCAAGGCGUUCAGGACUGCAGAGAGAGGUCCUCUCUCUCUACCGCAGGGCUCUACGCAUGACGCAUACGAAGCCCGAUGCUUCACAGCACAAAUUCCUCCUUUAUGUCCGCUAUUCCUUCAAGACGCAGGCCACGGCGGUCGGGUCUCGAGACAUCUCUGCAAUCGAGCACUUGCUGCGACGGGGAAAGCGGCAAAUCGAGAUGUACGAGGACCCGAACGUCCGCGACUGCUGGGUCAGCAGUGAGAUGAUGGCGUGGGGGGAACAGAAUAGAGGAAGGACAGGAGGCGACAUCGGCUCGAAGACAUCGCCGUCGACGUAA